CUGUGAAUUUUUGGAUGACAAUGGCCAACUGCUUUGUAAUGGCCUCUCUUCUCACAAGAGCCACAGACUGCAGACUGGCAGGAGGUGUCUCAUUUAUGGCUCGGGAGAAAACCGCUGUUUCCACAGGGUCUCUUGGAACCCUUUAGUGGAGUGUGUGGUUUGUGCGGAGGCCUAAAGCUUUAGAUGCACUGUACAUGUUUUGCGGUUUGUUGUGACUUGCUCAACUCGAGGUUAUAUGAGUGUCUGGAGUUGAUAGGGGCCUUAAACCCAUACCAUUUCACAUUUUUUGAGUAUCUGGCUUUUGUCUUGAGCUACAGCUUGUCGUCUUAUUUGUUUAGCCUCGUUGAGGGUGAGCACAAGCUUAAAUUGGAGUUCUUUGGACAGAUUGUUGUCCCCCACUCUGGAAACCGUUCUGUCUCUAAUGAGCUUGUCUUUGAGGACUCCAUAGCUGUAGUCUUCUACUAGCCUGUGCAUAUCUUGGAUAAAUAAAUAUAUUGACACUCUCUUCUGGUCACUGAGCGCAUUUGUUGAAUUUUGCACAGGCGGAAAUUUAUUUUCUUGCGGGCAUCAAAAUGAGAAUCAAAUGUCUCUAACAUUUCCGAGUAAGUAGCAGAGCUUUCCUUGACAGUACUUGACUGAUAUGUUUGUGAAGAUGACAUCCACUACCUCCCCCACAGUGUACAGUAGAAAACUGAUCUCUGACUGUGACUUGUACUGCAGACUUGUGCAAGAACAAAAUCUGGUGAAACAUUGUUUCCAAUGAGGCCAUAAUUCUGCACCUUUGUUUUCAAUGGGCUGAUGAACCUUAACCACCAUGUCGUGUUCAGCCAUGAUUCAAAUAGUAAAGAAAUAGCACUUUAUACUGUUGUCAACCGCUGCAACCGUAUAAUAUUGUUCGGUUUGUGUGUACGAACAGUUUUUGAGAGAGUGAAGACAUACAUGCUUGAAAAUGCUCUUCGUUUGAUUUUAGCCCCACAGUACAAUGUAACCAGAAAGUGACUACUUGUUAAAAGAAAGUUCUCGGCCAAAGUUGCAGCUAUGGAGAUACAGCAGAAACCUGCUAAUGACAAAUUCUCCAGAUUGAGUACAUUUCCUUGUACUUUUAAUCUCAGUCUACCUCAGAUGAUCACAGUCAAAAGAAUGAAUCUUUUGAAGAAAAAGCUCCCCAAAGAACUAGAAGAUGAUAACCUAAAAGAAGAGAGUGUUCAGACAUUAAAUUUUAUUUCAUGGAUUGAAUACCAAUUGAAUGGUGCAGAGUCAGCUUUAAAGUGGAAUAAAAAAGCACGUAAGAUUAAGAUACUUGAUUCUUUUGGGAAAGAAAUGAAUAAUAUCGCCACCAUUGCAAAUCAAGGGUAUUUGUUGCUGCUGUCACAUGAUGAAAUUGCUCCACUGGAAGUGAUUGAGAGGCUGGAAAAGUUGCCUUCACAAGAUGGUUACCAGAGUUUGAGAAAACGGGCCUUGGCUGAUCAAGCUUAUGCUUACUUUCGGAUGGGAGGUGUUUCCAAUUUAGCCAUGUCCAUAGAGCGGUAUGAAGAGGCUAUCGAGAGCCAGCUGGCUAGUCCGGAGGUACAUUUAUGGAAAUAUCAACUUGCUGUCGUGUACAGAAGAGCGUCCUGUGGAGAGAUUUUCUCUAAUCUUCCUGGAAACCGUCCUCUAAGUUACUACAAUGAAGGAGCUGAAAAACUAUUGCGUGAUGUGGCUGAAAACUGCUUGGAUUGUACACUUAAAGGGCGUGCUUUUGCUGAGUUGGUCUCCGUCAACCCUACAGACACUGUUUCCUGGGAGAAGGCUGUAGAAUGCAACAAAAAAUGUGGAGAUGUGUUUCUCCUGACCACAUUAGGUAAAGCAACAUCGACUGUGGACCCGGACAAGGCUAUUCAUGUAUUGAGAGAGUCUCUUAAGAUUCGACCAACUACAACUGCAUAUCACAAUUUAGCAAUUUGUUAUGAGAAAAAGGCAAAGGAUAAUUUGUUGAAAACAACCAACUGUGAUGAGCAGUUUCGAAAAUCUUCCAAAGUUGAACAAAAACGAAUGAAUGUGGUCAGCCUUCAGCUACAGAGAGAACAGGAAAUUCUAUUGGACAAGGACGAAGAAAUGAUUGCACAGGCACUAAAGUUUUACAAGGAAGCACAGAAACUUGAAGAUGGAGAGUAUACUCCUGCGAAGUAUGAUUAUGGACUUCUCUUGAAAGCUUGCGGUCUCACAGAAAAAGCUUUAAAACAGUUUAAUCAGAUCACAUCAAUUCAUUCAGGCUUCCUAGGCACAACCAUUUUUGCAUAUGAAGAAGCAGCCAGAUGUCUUCUCAUUUUGAGUGAAAGAGCACAAUCCAGUGGGUCCUGUCCUAAGUACAAACAGUUGAGAGAGGAAGCGGUAAAAAAGCUCUUGCAGGCUAUCAGUACUUCAGCUAACAUUGUUAAAGGCACCCACGCUAUGAAAUCACUGUCAGAAGAUAUUUGGGCUUUUUUAAAGCAUACGCAUGGCGGCGACAAAGUGGGAUCCAGUGAUGAAGCAGUCAAUAUAGAGACCGAAAAAAAAUUGCUCGACUUAAUGAGGCGGGUGGAACGGUAUGGAGAGGAAAUGCUUGGGGUGGUGAGAAAUCUGUUGAAAUACAGUGAGGAGCAACUGGAUGAUGAGAACGUGAUUGUGGCUGGAUUAGAAAGUUAUUUGAAAAUCCAAAACUUUGAUGAGGCAAUUGUGUUUCUUGAGAUGUGUCAAACUCGGCAUGCAACCCUUGAGAAUAACUUGUGGAUUAAAGACCCCCUCAAAUCUCUGAGCAUCAGAGUUCAGUUACUCGCUGCUCAGGAUAAAUUAUUGGGUAGAUGUGGUGAAGCUAUAGCUAUCUUCAAGUCUUUGUUUACAUCUCUGUACAAGAACAGAAGUAGUCCAGAUGUACUGGUUGUGUAUGAUGAUUCAAACGACAAUGAGAGUGGGAUGUCCCACACGUCUGAGGCGGCAAGCAGACUUCAGACUGUUAUGUGUGACUUGUUCGACCUGGACCUUAGCAGAAACUUGCAGAGCUGCAAUGAGUAUAACAAGACUGAACUGGAAGUCAUGUUUCAAGAGAUGGUAAAACCCAGAGUUGUUGUUCUACUGCUGGGGCAGGAACCUCUGGACAGUGAGUUUGAGUACCUUCUCACGUUGGUUCCGCAAAUCCACAUACACUGUGCUGAAAAGGGCCUUACCCAACCACACGUGGUUGUGGCAACGACAGAGAAGGAAGUAAACAUUCCGCCGCUCUUGGGCAGUCACCCUCGUCUUUGCAUCAGUGAGAUUUUAUCCAACCUGGUGACAAAAGAAACCAUAAAGGCAAAAGAUGAUGAGGCAGACAGUCAUCUGGGACAGGAUUGUGGGUUCAGCUCCUCGGUAACAAAUACCCUGAUGACUCUUUUCUGCUCCUUGACUGGCAACACUUGGCCGCUUCCAGAAGUUGAAAAACCUGCAGUGGAACUUUCUGGUGCCAGUGCAUAGUAAUAGAGUGGGUGGUUGGCAGGUGCUUUGCUCUUUCUUUUCCAUCGAACAUAUAUCAUCAUUAUGUCUCCUUCUUUUUUGUGUUUGUGACUCUCUUGUAUCACCUCUAAUAUUUGGCACUUUUUUCUUAUAUGACCUAAUGUAUUGCUAAUUCUGCAAAACUAUUACUUAAACAAAUAAACAGCAGUUGCUUGUGAAAAC
Aplysia californica (California sea hare) is the source of this 3669-nucleotide messenger RNA. RefSeq lists its product as uncharacterized. Bases 1039 to 3468 code for a protein of 809 amino acids. Gene Ontology annotation, molecular function: protein binding. The transcript has 4 exons. Lineage: Eukaryota; Metazoa; Mollusca; Gastropoda; Aplysiida; Aplysiidae. The record is from RefSeq and is a predicted model, not a curated record.